Messenger RNA from Protopterus annectens (West African lungfish), 5853 nucleotides. Its product is annotated as B-cadherin-like. Lineage: Eukaryota; Metazoa; Chordata; Ceratodontiformes; Protopteridae. Gene Ontology annotation, cellular component: cytoplasm; adherens junction; catenin complex. Gene Ontology annotation, molecular function: calcium ion binding; cadherin binding. Gene Ontology annotation, biological process: adherens junction organization; multicellular organism development; cell-cell junction assembly. The transcript has 16 exons. Bases 286 to 2994 code for a protein of 902 amino acids. The record is from RefSeq and is a predicted model, not a curated record.
CAGGUAGCCGGGGGGCAGCUUUAUUGGGAACUGGUUGUACUAGAGCUGCUUUGAUCAUUGUGUUUGCAUAAGGGCUUGGUGAGCAUCGCGAAGGCUGCGCUACAAGUUCGAUCCGCGGGAUAGGCGUCCCUCUCCAUCGAUGAUUCAGGAAGCGGACAGUAAAAGACAAAGAGGCUAAACAAACAGUAGUGAGUUCGCGCAGGAAUUCUUUACCGCACGUAACGACUGCGGGGAGACCCCGGGAGAUCAGAACCGCGUGUAAAACCGAAUACCAGUUUGUCACUGAUGGGGAGUGCGGGGGUUCGCCUCCCGCUGCUGUUGGUCCUCCUUGGGAUACAGGUUUGGAGUGGACGUUGUGAGGAAAGUCGAAGCUCUGGACAGUGUCAGCCGGGAUUCAUAUCGGAUAUCUUUGUCUUUUUUGUAAACAGGGACGAGAUUGCAAAUGGCAGGACCCUGGGCAAAGUGCACUUCGAUGACUGCAGGGGCCGAAUGACAGCAGUGUACACUGCAGACAAUUCCCAUAUCCGCGUGAAGCCUGAUGGUACUGUAACAGUGAAGCGUCACAUGAAGCUACAUGAUGGGCUGAAGAUAUUUACUGUCACUGCUUUGGAUUGCAAAGGGAAAAAAUUCUCUACCAGUGUUGCAGUUCUGAAUGAGCAACACGAAUAUGGUAAUUACUAUGGGAAUGACGACCAUCGCCAUCAUCAUCAUCAUCAUGGAAAACACCACAGACAACAUCACAACAACACUGAAAAGGCAGUUCCAACGUUGGAGUUCCCCAGACUGCGCCCAGGACGGCAUAGAUGGAAGAGAGACUGGGUUAUUCCUCCAUCCAAUGUACCUGAAAAUGACCGAGGACCAUUUCCAAAGAAACUGGUUCAUGUAAAAUCCAGUGAGGCCAACUUGAAGAAGGUUCUCUACAGCGUCACUGGAAAUGGUGCUGACCAACCACCUAUUGGGCUCUUCACAAUCAACAGAGAUACUGGCAUAUUGCUUGUGACUAAACCCCUGGACAGAGAAACUCAAGAAAUUUACACUCUCACUGUGUAUGCUGUGUCAUCAGAUGGAGAGUGGGUGGAAGAUCCAAUGGACCUGAGCAUUCAUGUGAUUGACCAGAAUGACAACAAACCUGUCUUCAUUCAGCAGGUCUUCCAAGGGUAUGUUCCUGAAGGAGUACCACCAGGUACCUCUGUGAUGACUGUAAAAGCCACAGAUGCUGAUGACCCAUCUACUGACAACGCUCUUCUUGGUUACUCCAUUUUGAGCCAGGAACCAAAAUUACAAGAUUCAGACACCAUAUUUACAAUCAGUAAGGAAACUGGUGUCAUUAGCACAGUAGCUUCAGGUUUGGACAAAGAGGGUGUUCAGACAUACACCCUUAUCCUCCAGGUUGCUGACAUGGGUGGAAAUGGUCUCACUAACACAGCGACCGCCAUUAUCUCUGUCACUGAUACGAAUGAUAACGCACCCCAGUUCGAUUCAUCUAGAUAUGAAGGAAGUGCACCAGAAAAUAAGGCUGGUUAUGAGAUAACCCGGCUAAGAGUGACAGACAAAGAUGAAGCACACACGCCCGCAUGGACAGCGGUGUAUCGCAUUAUAAAAGGGAAUGAAGUUGGCCUUUUCAACAUAACAGCAGACAGAGAAAGCAAUCAGGGUAUACUGAGAACUGUCAAGGAAUUAGACUUUGAAACUGCAAAUGAGCAUGUUCUCCUAGUAACUGUUGAGAAUUUGGUACCGUUCUCAGUUUCUAACGUUCAAACUUCAACUACAACUGUCGCCGUAUAUGUUCAGGAUCAGAACGAAGCACCGAUUUUUAGUCCUGUAGAAAUUGUUGUAGAAAUCUCAGAGGACCUGCCAGUGGGACAAAUGAUCACUUCUUAUCCAGCUAAAGAUCCAGAUAAAGCACAAAACCAGGUGAUAAAAUAUAAAAUUGGCAGUGACCCAGCAAACUGGCUGGAGGUUGACCCUGAAACUGGAAUAAUUCGAUCAAAGGCACAGCUGGACAGAGAAUCAGAACUUGUAGACAAAAAUAACAGAUAUAAAGCACUUAUCCUAGCUUAUGACAAUGGUAACCCGUCUGCUACUGGUUCUGGUACCCUGGUUCUGGUGCUACAAGAUGUAAAUGACAAUGCACCUGACCUAGAAAAUCGUGUCUUUGAAAUCUGCAAUGAAAAUCCAAUUUCAGCUUCACUGGCUAUCACAGACAGAGACCUGCCUCCACACACAUCGCCUUUUACAGCCACACUUGUCAUGAAUUCUGACAAAAACUGGACAGCAGAGAGGCAAGAUAAUAAUGUCAUCUUGAAUAUGAAAUACAAGCUGGAUCCAGGAAAACAGAAUAUUAACCUGCAGCUUACAGAUACAGGAGGCAAAUCCCAGACACUGACUGUCGAAGCUGUUGUUUGUGAGUGCAGUGGAGACCAUACCAGGUGCAGUGAAAAAAUGGGAUAUGUUGCUGGUAUCAGCCUGCCAGCUAUACUGGCAAUCAUCGGAGCCAUCUUAUUACUUCUAAUCCUGGUGUUGCUACUGCUGUUGUUCCUGAGAAGGAGGAAAAAGAAGGUGAAGGAGCCCCCCCUGCUACCCGAUGAUAAUGUCAGGGGUAAUGUUUACUACUACGAUGAGGAGGGAGGUGGAGAGGAUGACCAGGAAUAUGACCUGAGUCAGCUGCACAGAGGCUUAGACAGCAGGCCUGAAGUUAUUCGCAAUGAUGUCAUCCCAACACUUUUACCAUCUCCUCAGUAUCGUCCACGGCCAUCCAAUCCCGAUGAAAUCGUCAACUUCAUAGACGAGAACCUGAAGGCCGCUGACAAUGACCCUACUGCUCCACCGUACGACUCUCUCCUGGUGUUCGAUUAUGAAGGGGCUAGCUCAGAGGUCGGUUCACUCAGCUCCUUCAACUCAUCCAGUUCAGGGGACCAAGACUACGAGUAUCUGAACAACUGGGGUCCCCGCUUUAAAAAGCUUGCCGACAUGUAUAGAGGUGAAGAUGACUAAUCCUCAAGCACAUGUGGAGACAUUAGCAUGUCUUCUUUUUGUGACGGACAAUUUAUAUGUAAAUGAGUACAACUUUAUGAAUGGUUUAGGAUGGUGCUUCAUUACUUUACUGAUGUUAAUCCCUUCACCUCCAGAAAUGAUCAAUUCAUAUGCUGUUCUGUUCUGAGUACCGGGAUAAUAUGCUGCAUUUUGACCAUAGGAACAAAGAUGUUUGUGUUAUAAACCUGUGCACUUAAUACCAAAGAUUUUUAUGUGCUGAACAUUAUCUUUUUUUUUUUUUAUUAAUUGAGAAACAUUACUGUUAUUUAAAAUGUGAAGUUUUGUAGCUGGGGAAUGACACUACAGUAACAGUCUUGGAAUGUCACACUAUGGAAUUCCUGGACUGAGUAUGCUAAUGGAUGAGGUCAUUAUUCUUACCGGUAAGGUGUAGCAAUUCAUAAAACUCAGAGGUAAUAAUACUUAAUAAGGACUACAGGGAGUAAACCCUUCUCUAUACAGGUUUCAUCAUUUCACAGAUAUUUCAAGACUAUUAAGUCUUAUGAGCAUUUAUGCUUUGCCAGUGUCCUCCCUCAGGCUGCGCCUCCUUUCUCCAGGAGGGCCAUGCCACACAAUCCUGAGUAAAUUUGUGGAUAACUAUACAGUCACCUAGAUUAUGUUUAAAGGAAGAUAGUGAGUCUCACUGCUUAACAUGCAGAGAAGGUUUAUUCCAAAGGCUAGGGAGGUGCUAGGUUAUAAACUUGUCCCUUCAGCAUGUUGUAUUUAGCUGUUGGUGAAAAUGUAUGGCCCUGGUUCUAGUACUGAUGGAGUCACUGGACUUACAGAAGGUCUUGGAUGACUGGGUCUCUAAUGACAAGCUAGACAAAACAGAGAUCUCCCCCACAAAAAUCUGUAAGACACUGAAUAAAGGGAUAGAGCUUCCAGCCUCUUUUGAUAGCUCAGAGACUUUAGGCCUGUGAUCCGUUUGGUUAAGAAUCUUUACUGUCUUUAUAAUUGUUUAAUUUGUCUAGUGAGGUACUUCACAAGGGGGUGUUUUAUUCAAUAAUAGUGUGAUCAGUGCUGAGCAUAAUGGAGUGAUUACUUUCUUAGGCCUUGAUGAUAGUCCUUUAGUAAUUAGCUGUGCUAAAUAAAAGUAUUUCCUGACAAUCAUUGUUACAUGAUGGGCAAAAGAGAAUAAAUUAUCAUCCCAAAUUCCUAGGUCUUUAACUACAUUUUUCUUUUUGUAGUGGUGUGUUCAUUCAGGAGGGUGUGUGUUAAAGGAUGACUUAACAACAACCCCCGAUUUAUAGUCAACUGCAAACUUUGUUAGACAGAGAUAUUAGCUGUCUGCUUAAAGAUCCAAAAAGCAAAUAUCAAAGGAGGAAUCCCAGUACCGAGGCCUGAGUGGCAUUGCUGAUCACUUUUAUACUUUCUAAUGAGGUAUCUCCAACUAGUACUGUCUGGGUUCUGCCUUUUGGCCAUUUUGCUAUCCAUCAUUUCACAUAUGGGUCACUUUUUACUGUAUUUAGCCUCUGUAUGAUACCAGCAUGGGAACAGUGUUGAAGGCCUUGGCCAGGUCACAAUAUACUACGUACACCACAUGGUAACUGUCUAUGGCAUCAAUAACCUUUUUGAAGAAAGUUUCCAGAUUCAGUAAAUGUGUGUUAGGGGAAGGGCACAGAAAAUGGCAAUCAUUUUUAUACUGUUCACAUACCUUGUUUUAGUACUUCAACAUUUAGAAUUCGAGACGGAAGGUAUUGAAGACUGUCCCUCUGCCCUAUUUCACUGUCACGAAUGAAGUGUAUCCUUCUUGGUGGGAUUUCAUUAUGACUGGUUUGCAUGGCUAUGCUAGUUAUCUUAUUAGCCAGCUCUUGGUAUUUGAUAUUUAUUCUCAUCCCAAGGACUACAGAUUUGACUUUGACAAUGUAUAUCUUUUGCACUUAAAGCAGGUAUAUAUAUAUAUUAUCUUUGCAUCUUAAUUCCUAAGGAUUACAUAAAUUAUUUAAUUAUAGCCCACCACUGUAAGCUCUAGGCUUCUCACAACAGGCUAACAGUGUCAUCCCAUUUCAAUAUGUUUUUUAAUUCACUCAUUAAUCUUCACUUGGUGUUACUUUUUAAAUACAUCAUUAUUUAGCUUAAUUAAUGGUAUUUUAUGUGUCUUUCAGACAGAUCUGUUCAGGUUGCUCUUCACUUUUGUUUCUUUGUAUGUAAUGAUUAUCCUGCCCGUAGCUUUCACUAAACGUUGUUUGAAUUUGUAGCUGUCAUGAAGGAACAGCACACCAGUACUGUGUUUGUAACAUACUCAUGAAAAUCGUGGAAUCAUGGCUGGGGUAUAAAUGUGUUCAAACUACACACACUGUGAGACAGACACAGACAGUUAUUACUGGAUUAAAACAUGCUCAGCAACACACUUUGUAGCAGGGACAGGAAAGUGAGGCACUAAAAGGUCUGCCACUUCUCUUUUAUAACAGUAAGGAUCCAACCAAGGAUAAUAAUACUGUCGUUUGGUGUGGCAAUGGACAACUCAUGAGUAAACAAAGAGGAGCGGAUGCAUUGUGAACCCCAGUGGAAAUGGAAAGCCAGAUUAAUCUGUCCGGAUGUUAGAUACAGGCCUCACAUCAUGAGAAGAAAAAGAAAAAAAUAAUUUAAAAGAGAUCCUUAGGGGGGCAAAGAAAGUGGGUGUUUUGUUACUACAUUGCCACACCAAGCAACAUUAUUAUUAUCAAUAGCACAUAAAGGGCAUGGCUCAGAAAUGUAUAUAAAAAUCAAGUUCAGCAGUCUAUUAAAACUUUUAAAGUAGAAAUCUACCACUUGCUCAAGAAAGAGCAUUUUUAUGCCUAAUGUUUAAAGAUGUCAGGGGAAAUAGCAGAAGGAUAUUAGAUC